Macrosiphum euphorbiae (potato aphid) is the source of this 1158-nucleotide messenger RNA. Lineage: Eukaryota; Metazoa; Arthropoda; Insecta; Hemiptera; Aphididae. The record is from the annotation of a GenBank genome assembly.
AUGAGUAUUAAACAUACUUCUCAUGAAAUAGAACCUAACAACUCAUCACACUUUGAAUCUCCGUCAUUACCUUUAGAUACAAGUAUCAUUGAACCUCCUUCCUUGCAGUACCAAGUUGCAAGUACUACCCCUAUGGUCGAAGAACAAUUUAUUAUUGAUGUAGCUAUUAAUUCUCUUUAUAAAUCUGCUGUAGAAUUUAUUGUUGGUUUACACAAUAAUAAUAAUUUUACCAAAAAAGAUGUCAACAAUAUUCAAUCUGGUAUAAUACAAAGUUUACUGACACCAAUGGUCUCUAUACUGAAAAAUGUUGUUAAAACUGAAGUUAAAGAACCAUUAUCUUUGUCAAAAUUUGAUAAUAUUCUAACAGCUAUGUCCAACCCUUUUCAAUUUUGUACUUCAGAAUACAUUUUGUUAAAAUGGUUAGCUGCAAAUGAUCUUAUAUCUGUAGUAAAACAAUUUACUAUUCAUAAUGAAAUUUGUCCUGUUCAACACCUGGGUGAGACUGUGUAUGAUGAAAAACAAACAAAGGGUGCUCUAUUACCAUUAAAACUCCAGUUUAAAAAAUAUUUUGAGCAUUCUGACAAUUUUAAAAAUCAAUUAAAUAGACUUAAAAGAUUACAACUGAGUAAUGACAAUAACAUAACUAAUUUUGUACAAGGUAAACUUUGGAAACAGAAAAUGUCUCAUCAUAGUAGUGACAAAAUACUAAUUCCAUAUUUUCUUUAUAUUGAUGACGCUGAAAUCAAUAAUCCCUUAGGUUCACAUGCUAUGCACCAACAAAUUUCAGCAAUUUAUUACAGCUUUCCUCUUGCAGAGAAUAGUUCAAAGCUAUCAAAUAUUUUUUUAGCCGCUCUUAUUAAAUCUUUAGACUUAAAAGAAUUUGGAAAUGAUCUCUGUUUGCAAACUUUAAUUUGUGAAAUUAACUUGUUAGAAAAUGAUGGCUUGGAUAUAGUUACUGAAUGUGGUAGUUUCCAUGUUCACUUUAUUCUAGGUAUAGUACUUGGUGAUAAUUUAGGUAUGAAUAGUAUUUUAGAAUUUAGUAAGUCUUUUUCUGCGAAUUACUUUUGUCGUUUUUGUAAAGUCGAUAAAUUAAGGUCAAAACAAAUGUGUGAAGAAGACAUUAGUUGUAUGCGAAAUAUUGAUAAUUAUAAAUUAUAA